Messenger RNA from Aspergillus steynii IBT 23096, 2049 nucleotides. RefSeq names its product putative alpha-L-rhamnosidase B. The transcript is spliced from 3 exons. The coding region runs from base 1 to 2049 and encodes 682 amino acids. Gene Ontology annotation, biological process: carbohydrate metabolic process. Lineage: Eukaryota; Fungi; Ascomycota; Eurotiomycetes; Eurotiales; Aspergillaceae. The record is from RefSeq and is a predicted model, not a curated record.
AUGGCGGUCCUAAAUUGGCUUUCUGGCUUCGUGAGCCUUCUGGCUCUGGCCUCACUCUCUUCAGCGCAGACUUGUUGGAGAGAUACCGUUUGUUCCGGUCCCAAAAACAGUGCCUUUACUGGCCCCUGGGAGAAAAACAUUUAUGCGCCGUCAUCGCGAACCGUCAGCCCCAAGAGAGUCCUGUCGGUGUCAACGCCCACCAAGUCCACCAAGUACAACCAAUCCAUCCCGUUCGCUUUGUCUGGGAAUGGCUCGAGCGUUGUUUUCGAUUUUGGGAUCGAGGUCGGCGGCAUUGUCACUCUGGAUUAUUCGUCAUCGGACGAAGGAAUCCUGGGGCUGGCAUUUACGGAGUCCAAAAAAUGGAUCGGAGAAUGGUCCGAUUCGUCGAAUGGCGCCUUCAAAGGCCCCGAUGGCGCGCUAUAUACAUCCUUCUCCAAUCCCGGAAACGAAUCAUACGUCAUGCCCGAUAAGUACCUUCGAGGUGGUUUUCGGUAUUUGACCGUGUUUCUACUCACGGAGGAUGACUCGACCGUCAACAUCGAGGAUGUGCGCUUGGAGAUUGGCUUCCAGCCUACCUGGGCGAACCUGCAAGCCUACCAGGGGUACUUCCAUUCGGAUGACGAGCUCCUCAAUCGGAUCUGGUACAGCGGUGCUUACACCCUGCAAACUAAUGCGGCACCCGUGAAGACAGGCCGUCAGGUUCCCAUGCUUAAAGAAGGCUGGGCUAACAAUGCCACCAUGGGGCCUGGCGACACGAUCAUCAUGGAUGGUGCGAAGCGAGACCGUGCCGUGUGGCCAGGAGAUAUGGGAAUAGCGGUCCCCGCCUCGUUUGUCAGCACGGGGGAUUUGGAGAGCGUGAAGAAUGCUCUGCAGGUGAUGUACGAUACGCAGGCCAGCAAUGGCGCAUUUGACGAAUCCGGCCCACCGCUGAGCCAGAAGAACUCGGACACCUACCACAUGUGGUCGAUGAUUGGAACGUACAACUACUUUCUCUACACGAAUGACACCGACUUUCUUCUAGACAACUGGGAGGGAUAUCAGAAGGCCAUGGACUACGUCUACCAGAAGGUGGACAAUUCUAGCGGUCUGCUGAAUGUGACCGGCACGCGCGAUUGGGCACGCUGGCAGCAGGGAUACAACAACUCCCAGGCGCAGAUGAUUCUGUAUCAUACCUUGACAACAGGUGCGCAAAUCGCUUACUGGGCAGUGAACGCGACACCACUCGCCACCAAAUGGGAAGCUCAGGCCAAGGAUCUACGCAAAGCGAUCAACAAGUAUUGCUGGGACGAUGGGUACGGUGCCUUCAAGGACAACGCGACAAACACGAGCCUCCACCCGCAAGACGCAAACAGCUUGGCACUGCUCUACGGAAUCACCAACAAGGAGCGUGCAGCGAAGAUCUCGAACAGAUUGACCAAGAACUGGACUCCAAUCGGAGCCGUCACGCCGGAGCUACCUGAGAACAUCUCCCCUUUCAUCUCCUCGUUCGAGAUCCAGGGUCACUUUGAAGCCGGCCGCCCCGACCGGGCACUGGAGCUCAUCCGACGCAGCUGGGGAUGGUACCUGAACAACCCUAACGGCACCGAGAGCACGGUGAUCGAGGGAUACCUGGCAGACGGCACAUUCGGGUACCGGUUUGACCGCGGGUACUCGAACGACGAGUCGUACGUGUCGCAUGCACACGGGUGGUCUGCAGGCCCGACUUCAGCAUUAACUAGCUACGUGCUGGGUCUCAGCGUCACGUCGCCACUGGGGCUGACAUGGAAGAUCGCGCCGCAGUUCGGGGAUCUGAAGACGGUGGAAGGCGGGUUCACCACCUCGCUUGGAAAAUUCCAGGUAGCGUGGAAGCGGAAGCCGGAUGAGUACACGCUGCAUUUCUCGGUUCCGGAGGGAACUAGGGGAGAUCUGACUCUGCCAUUUGUCAACCGGGCAGAGAAGCCGUCUAUCACAAUCGAUGGCAAUGAUGUCUCUCGGGGCGUGAACUAUACAGACGGCAUAGCGUCUGUCCGAGUCAGUGGGGGAGGAUCGCACAAGGUCGUGGUGAAUUAA